Acanthopagrus latus (yellowfin seabream) is the source of this 10397-nucleotide messenger RNA. Its product is annotated as echinoderm microtubule-associated protein-like 6. The record is from RefSeq and is a predicted model, not a curated record. Gene Ontology annotation, molecular function: microtubule binding. NCBI's taxonomy places the organism in Eukaryota, Metazoa, Chordata, Actinopteri, Spariformes, Sparidae. The transcript has 45 exons. Bases 1569 to 7514 code for a protein of 1981 amino acids.
GGGAGGGUCCAUCAGUCCGGAGCGCUGACAGCUGAGCCUGCCUGUCUGUCCGUCCGGCUGCCUGUCUGUCUCUCCACCUGCCGGCCUGCCUGUCCGUCUGUCCGUCUGUCUGUCUGCGGGUGGAGGGCUCCAGCAGCGGGAGGAUGCUCUCCUCCUGCCGGGAAUCAGGACUUCCCUCCCGCGUCCUCCGGCCGGGAUGCUGCGGUGUGAACCCGGGGCUGCGCUCCUCCGCUGCCCGCUGAAGUUGCCUCCUCUGCGGGGAUUAAACUGGUGCUCGUGCCGCUGCCUCCGCUCGGCUCUCUCCGGAACUACCCGAUCAUCUGACAGAGGGAAUAAUCCGCCUCUGUGGUUCUGAGGUUCUGGGUGUUUUCUGUCCUCUGGACUCUGCUGGAUGUUCCUCACGCACAGAUUUGUGAAUGGGUCUGUGAGCCGCCGCACGUCCAACGCUCCUGUGCGUUAUUGCGCGGAGGUGAUGAUGUGAACGCACCGGGGAACCGGAGCGAGGCUGCGGGGAACCGCGGCCGAGGAUUAGCGAGAGGAGGGAUUAUAUUUCCAGGAGCUGAAGCUCCAUCAGCGGCGAGGCUUUUGUUUCAUGGUGGGUUUGAUUCUUUUAUUUAUUUCUUUAUUUUUUGGACAGAACUUUCCAGACGCGUCCGGAUGUUUCCUGUUUCUGUUUCUCCAUCCUCUGUUUGAAAUCAUCCUGUAAUGUCUGCAGGUGGACAACAGAACCAGAAUGUUCUGAUCAGGACUGAGGACCACAGAUGUGUUCGGACCGAAUCAGAGUGAAAAAGUUCAUGUGGCGUCUGAGCUGAGCUUCAAACUGUGUAGAGGACAAACACGCUGAUGAAGAAGAUGAAGAUGAUGAAGCUGCUCAGCGGAUGAUCAGUUAAAUCAGAACUUUAUCAACCCUGCUGAGGUCCGAUCACUGAUCAAUAUCUGUUAAACACCAGGAGAAGUUUGUUUGUGUGUAAAAAUACACAAACUGUUUCAGGAUUCACUUUGUGACCAGUCAGAACUAUUAAACAUCAUAUUUUAAUUUACUGACAGAUUAAAAAUUUCAUCAGAUGAAUUCAGGUGAUUGAUCAGGAUCAGCGAUGAACUCCAAUCGAUGGAUUCGUCUUUAAAUCGUGCGGACAGAAUCGGUGAUAACGAUAUUUUCACGACAUCGACUCAGAAUCUGAACCGACUUCCUGUGUUUCGUCUCUUUGUUGGCAGAUUUUCCACCUGAAGAAGACGAAGACUUCCAUCAACAUGUCGAUCAUCUGCAGGAUCUCAUCACACGGAUCAAUAUUUCUGUCUUUAACAUCUCGGUGAUCGUCGAUAUCGAUUCGUCCGGACUGUAUUUGCAUCAUGUCGACUUCUGUGACGUCUUUGUUUCGUACUUUGAAGGAAAAGAAGAAGAAAUGAAGCACGAAGAUUCAAACAAACAUUAAAAAUCAUGUUUUUAUAAAAACAAACCGUCAUCUAAUCAAUAACUGUUCACCAGUCGAUCAUCUGAUAACCGAUCUGUUCUGGGCCGGAGGAGCAGAAGAACCGAGCGGACACGCCGUCCCGUCAGAUGAGUGAGCAUGUCGGACCGGAGCGCCCCGGGCUGCCGGCUCAGACUGGACUGGGUCUACGGGUACCGGGGCCACCAGUGCCGGAAUAACCUGUACUACACCGCCGGGAAGGAGGUGGUGUACUUCGUGGCCGGAGUGGGCGUGGUCUACAACACCAGGGAGCACAGCCAGAAGUUCUACCUGGGACACAACGAUGACAUCAUCAGCCUGGCGUUGCACCCUGAGCGCUCCCUGGUGGCGACCGGUCAGGUGGGGAAGGAUCCGUAUGUGUGUGUGUGGGACUCGUUCUGUGUGCAGACUGUCUCUCUGCUGCGUGACGGACACACACACGGCAUCGCCUGCCUCACAUUCAGCUCAGACGGACAGCGUCUGGCCUCGGUCGGCCUGGACGCCAAGAACACGGUGUGUAUCUGGGAGUGGAAGAGAGGGAAGAUCCUGGCGACCGCCACCGGACACUCGGACCGGAUCUUUGAUAUCUGCUGGGAUCCGUUUCAGCAGAACCGCCUGGUGAGCUGUGGCGUGAAGCACAUCAAGUUCUGGUCUCUGUGUGGGAACGCUCUCACUCCAAAGAGAGGGAUCUUCGGGAAGACCGGCGACCUGCAGACCAUCCUGUGUGUCGCGGCGGCUAAAGAUGACAUCACGUACUCGGGGGCGCUCAACGGAGACAUUUACGUGUGGAGGGGUCUCAAUCUGAUACGGACAGUUCAGGCUGCGCACGGGGCGGGGAUCUUCAGCAUGUACUCCUGCGAGGAGGGUUUUGCCACCGGAGGUCGAGACGGCUGCGUCCGACUUUGGGACGUCGACUUCAAACCGAUCACCAAGAUCGACCUGCGCGAGGCCGAGCAGGGAUACAAAGGUCUGUCUAUUCGCAGCGUCUGCUGGCGAGCCGACCGGAUCCUGGCAGGAACGCAGGACAGCGAGAUCUUUGAGGUGAUGGUGAGGGAUCGGGACAAGCCGCUGCUCAUCAUGCAGGGUCACAGCGAGGGCGAGCUCUGGGCGCUCGACGUUCACCCCAAAAAACCUCUGGCUGUCACCGGCAGCGACGACCGCUCCGUCAGGUUGUGGAGUCUGGUGGAUCACGCCCUCAUCGCUCGCUGCAACAUGGAGGAGGCGGUGCGGAGCGUCGCGUUCAGCGUGGACGGAUACCAGCUGGCUCUGGGCAUGAAGGACGGAUCCUUCACCGUGCUGAGAGUCAGAGACAUGACGGAGGUCGUCCACAUCAAGGACAGGAAGGAGGUGAUCCACGAGAUGAAGUUCUCUCCGGACGGAGCGUACCUCGCUGUCGGCUCCAACGACGGGCUGGUGGACGUCUACGCUGUCGCCCAGAGAUACAAGAAGGUGGGCGAGUGCUGUAAGUCCAGCAGCUUCAUCACACACCUGGACUGGACCCAGGACAGCAAAAUCCUGCAGACCAACGACGGAGCAGGAGAACGUCUCUUCUACCGAAUGCCCAUGGGGAAGCCGGUGGUCAGUAAGGACGAGGUGAAGGGUCAGUGCUGGGCGUCCUGGAGCGGCGUCCUGGGCCCAGAGGUCAGCGGCAUCUGGCCCAAAUACUCAAAUCUGACCGAGAUCAACGCCGUGGACGCCAAUCACGCCGCCGCCGUGCUCGUUACCGGAGACGACCUGGGCCUCGUCAAGCUGUACCGCUUCCCCUGUCUGAGGAAAGGAGCCAAAUUCAAGAAGUACAUCGGUCACUCGGCUCACGUGACCAACGUCCGCUGGUCACAUGACCUGCAGUGGGUUCUGACCACGGGCGGGGCCGACCACGCCCUCUUCCAGUGGAGGUUUCUACCCGAGUCGGUGAUGAACGGAGGACUGGACAUCAACGUACCGGACAGCCAUGGAGACUCCAACAGCGAGGAGUCGGACAGCGACGUGUCCGACGUCCCCGAGCUCGACUCCGACAUCGAGCAGGAAACACAGAUCAACUACGACAGACAGGUGUAUAAGGAGGACCUGCCUCAGCUGCGACAGCAGAGCAGAGAGAAGAAGCAGCAGGUCGGCUCUCUGAAGAGGCAGCGAGGACCUGAUCAGGGCCUCCGGCUGCAGUUUGUUCACGGGUACCGUGGGUACGACUGCAGGAACAACCUCUUCUACACUCAGGGCGGGGAGGUGUUGUACCACGUGGCGGCGGUGGGCGUGGUCUACAACCGACAGCUGCACAGUCAGCGCUUCUACCUCGGCCAUGACGACGACAUCCUGAGCCUCAGCAUCCACCCACUGAAGGACUAUACUGCCACGGGACAGGUGGGGAGAGACCCGGCCAUCCAUGUGUGGGACAUCCAGACUCUGAAGUGUCUCUCUUUGCUCAAAGGCUUCCACCACAGAGGAGUGUGUGCUCUGGACUUCUCAGCUGAUGGAAAGAGUCUGGUGUCGGUGGGAGUCGAUGACGGACACUCGAUCGUCGUCUGGGACUGGAAGAGAGGAGAGAAGCUCGCGACUGCCAGGGGUCACAAGGAGAAGAUCUUCGUGGUGAAGUGUAAUCCUCUGCUGACGGACAAACUGGUGACUGUGGGAAUCAAACACAUCCAGUUCUGGCAGCACGCAGGUGGCGGUCUGACCUUCAGGCGUGGUGUGUUCAGGAGCAUCGGCCGUCCGGAGACGAUGAUGUCGGUGUGUUACGGCCGCAGCGAGGGGCUGGUGUUCUCCGGCGCCGCCACCGGAGACGUUUACAUCUGGAAGGAACCGCUGCUGCUGAAAACAGUCAAAGCCCACGACGGACCGGUGUUCGCCAUGUUCUCCCUCGACAAGGGCUUUGUGACGGGCGGGAAGGACGGCGUGGUGGAGCUGUGGGACGACAUGUUCGACCGCUGUCUGAAGACGUACGCCAUCAAGAGAGCAGCGCUGUCCCCAGGCUCGAAAGGCCUGCUGCUGGAGGACAACCCGUCCAUCAGAGCCAUCACUCUGGGUCACGGUCACAUCCUGGUGGGAACCAAAAACGGAGAAGUUCUGGAGAUCGACAAGACCGGACCGAUGACCCUGCUGGUGCAGGGUCACAUGGAGGGUGAGGUCUGGGGUCUGGCUCCUCACCCCCUCCUCCCCGUCUGUGCCACCGUCAGCGACGAUAAAACUCUGCGUCUGUGGGAGACGUCAGCCAAUCACCGCAUGGUGGCCGUCCGCAAGCUGAAGAGAGGCGGUCGCUGCUGCGCCUUCUCCCCUGAUGGGAAGGCGUUGGCGGUCGGUCUGAGCGACGGCGGCGUGCUGGUGGUGAACGCAGACACGCUGGAGGAUCUGCUGAGCUUCCACCACCGCCGUGACGCCAUCUCUGACGUCCGCUUCACUCCAGAUUCGGGUAAGUUCCUGGCGGUGGCGUCACACGACAGCUUCGUGGACAUCUACAACGUGCUGACCAGUAAGAGAGUCGGCGUCUGUAAAGGAGCGACCAGCUACAUCACACACAUCGACUGGGACGCUCGAGGUAAACUGCUUCAGGUGAACACAGGAGCCAAAGAACAGCUGUUGUUUGAAGCCCCGAGAGGAAAGAGGCAAACCAUCAGAAACUCUGAGCUGGAGCGGGUCGACUGGGCCAGCUGGACCUGUGUUCUGGGCUCCAGCUGUGAUGGAAUAUGGCCGACGCACAGCGACAUCACCGACAUCAAUGCGGCGUCACUCACCAGAGACCAAACGCUGCUCGCGACCGGUGACGACUUCGGCUUCCUCAAACUGUUCAGCUACCCUGCUCGAGGUCAGUAUGCUCGUUUUAAGCGUUACGUGGGCCACAGCGCCCAGGUGACCAACGUCCGCUGGGCUCAGGACGACUCUACCCUGCUCACGGUGGGCGGGGCCGACACCGCCCUGAUGAUCUGGGCCAGGGAGCGAGGAGGUGGAGUCAGCGUGGAGGGGGACGGGCCUUUGUGUCGUGACAACCGACCGCUGGUGGACAGCGAGGAGUCUGAUGACGACAUCGAGGAGGAUGGAGGCUACGACAGUGACGUUGCCCGCGAGAAGACGGUGGAUUAUACCACAAAGAUGUACGCCAGCAGCAUCCGAGAGAUGAGAGGGACCAAACCUCACCAACAGCUGAAGGAGCUUUCUGCUGAGGAGAGGCAGGGCAUUGUCAAGCCUCCAGUGAGUCGAGCAGCACCGCAGCCGGAGAAACUCCAGAAAAACAACGUGUCCAAGAAGAAGAGGCUAGUCGAGGACCUGGUUUUGGAUCAUGUCUUUGGUUUUCGGGGCUACGAUUGUCGCAACAACCUGCACUACCUCAACGACGGCACAGAUAUCGUCUACCACACUGCCGCCACCGCCAUCGUCCACAGUCUCAGCACUGGAACUCAGAGUUUCUACCUGGAGCACACAGACGACAUCCUCUCUCUGACCGUCAACCAGCAUCCCAAAUACAAAAACAUCAUCGCCACGGGACAGAUCGGUGACGUCAGUGAACUCCCAGGCACCACACCUUCCAUCCACGUGUGGGACGCCAUGAGUAAACAGACGCUGUCCAUCCUUCGCUGUCCGCACACGAAAGGCGUCGGCUACGUAAACUUCAGCGCCACGGGGAAGCUGCUGCUGUCGGUGGGAGUGGAGCCCGAACACACCAUCACUGUGUGGCGCUGGCAGGAAGGAUCUAAGGUGUGCAGUAAAGCUGGACACCCGGACCGGAUCUUUGUGGUGGAGUUUCGUCCGGACUCUGACUCUCAGUUUGUGUCGGUGGGAAUCAAACACGUGAAGUUCUGGACGCUGGCUGGCGGCGCUCUGAUGUACAAGAAGGGCGUGGUGGGAACGGUGGAGGACGGCAGGAUGCAGACGAUGCUGUCUGUCGCCUUCGGUGCUAAUAACUUGACGUUCACCGGAGCCAUUAACGGCGACGUGUACGUGUGGCGGGAUCACUACCUGCUGAGGGUGGUGGCGAAGGCUCACACCGGACCGGUCUUCACCAUGUACACCACGCUGAGGGACGGACUCAUCGUCACCGGCGGCAAGGAGAGGCCGACGAAGGAGGGCGGGGCCGUGAAGCUCUGGGACCAAGAGAUGAAACGCUGUCGAGCGUUCCAGCUGGAGACGGGACAGCAGGUGGAGUGCGUCCGAUCUGUCUGCAGAGGAAAGGGUAAGAUCCUGGUGGGGACGAAGGAUGGCGAGAUCAUCGAGGUCGGGGAGAAGAACGCGGCGUCCAACCUGCUGCUGGACAGUCACGCUCGGGGAGGAAUCUGGGGUCUGACUGCUCAUCCUGCUAAAGAUCUCUGCAUCACCGCCAGUGACGACGCCACCAUCCGACUGUGGGACCUCACUGACAAGAAACUGCUGAACAAAGUGUGUGUCGGUCACGCAGCCCGGUGUGUGAGCUACAGUGCAGACGGAGAGAUGCUGGCGGUGGGGAUGAAGAACGGCGAGUUCCUCCUCCUCCUCGCCAACUCGUUGAAGAUGUGGGCAAAGAAACGAGACCGCAGCGCCGCCAUCCAGGACAUCCGGUUCAGUCCGGACCGGCGGCUGCUGGCGGUCGGUUCUGUGGAGAGCACAGUGGAUGUUUACGAUGUGAGCGGAGGUCCGAGUCUGAACCGGAUCGUGUACUGCAGCGACAUCCCGGCUUUCAUCCUGCAGCUCGACUUCUCUGCUGACAGCUGCUAUAUACAGGUGUCCACAGGAGUCUAUAAGCGACAGGUGUUCGAGCUUCCGUCAGCGAAGUUGGUGAGUGACCAGACCAUCAUCGACAGAAUCACCUGGGCAACCUGGACCAGCAUUCUGGGAGAUGAAGUUUUGGGGAUUUGGCCACGAAAUGCUGACAAAGCUGAAGUCAACUGUGCGUGUGUGUCUCACGCCGGCCUGAACGUUGCCACCGGCGACGACUUCGGACUCGUCAAACUGUUCGACUUCCCCUGCACAGAGAAAUUUGCCAAACACAAGCGCUACCUCGGCCACUCGGUGCACGUGACCAACAUCCGCUUCUCCCAUGAAGACAAACACGUGAUCAGCACAGGAGGAGACGACUGCAGCGUGUUUGUGUGGAAAUGCCUGUAAACACACAGAUUUCUGCCGCCCAGUGACGCUUUUAUCCAAAGCGCCUUAACAGCACCUCAAGUGGACCCAGAGGGACUCGAACCCACAACCUGAACGUCUGUUUGUUAGACAGCUGGAGGAAGACUUCCUGCUCUCAAAGCCGCUUCAGAGACGAGAUGUUCAGAUUCUGUUCUGGUUGGCUUCAAACUACAGACGCUUGAGACACUUGAUGAUGGAUCACAUGACGGGAAGGAACCCGAAGAACCUGAAGAACCAUCAUCACAACCUUCAUCAGAUUGUUUUUCUUGUUCUGAACCAGAAAAUAAUCCGAUCCAUAUUCAUUUAUAAUUUUUAAAAACAACAACAGUUGGUCAAGUGAACUCAGCGACUCUUGACUGGAAAGAAAACCUUUUUUAAAAGUUCUUUUGGAUUCACUACUGUGCAGUUAGAGGCCAACCAGGAAGUCAUGAGACUCGCUGUCUCAGCACUGUUUGUGUUGUGUUCGUGUCCUCGGGUCGUUUAAACAUCGGACUCCUGGUUUCAACUCUUCACACACGUCUUAUUAAAGCUGCUGAUGCUGCGUUCAGGUCACCAUCAGAAAAACAGCAACAUUCAAGUGGAAAAAGUGACGUUGACAGAAUGUUUCAUCACAAACUAAACUGACGGGAGCAUUUAAAGGACAAUCUGUAAGACACUGAUUCAUAAGUGAUCUGAUCAAACUGUUGGUGGAUCACUCAGGAGGUUCUGGACUCAGGACGCUCUGUACUGACGAGGUUCUGGACCGGGAGAGAAGAUGCUCUGAUGCUGAAAUGCUGUAAAGUUUUUCUGAAACUGAGAAGAGAAACUUGACAUUUGAUUUCAAAUCACUUUUCAUUUCAAAGAGCCUUUACUGUAUCUGUCGUAGGAUAUCAUCACACUGAAGUGCCUUUCUGGAACUUUCUACCUGUGUUUGUUUGUUUUCUUCAUAAUCGGGGUGAUGGGGAUAUUUCAUACAAUGAAUCUUUUUUUCAUUUAAUCCAUAAUUGAUUUUAUUUUGUACUCGGUCUGGUGCUACACUGAGAAUGUUCAAACUUUGAUUCACCCACAAAGAAAGGAAACAAAAGAAAUGAACAUUUUCUUUGCUGCUGCUUUUUGUUUUAGAGGCGUGAAACAUCCAAAGCAUCGUGAUCGUAACACAACACAGGACAUCUGAGGAUGUCAGGAGGAACAUUUACAGAAAUAUCUAAAUGUUAUUUAUGCCUAAUCUACCGUGUGGAUGAGCUUCCUGUGCCGGAGCUGUUGAAUAUUAACUGUUGUGAAAAGUGUCUAAAGAGUCUGUUUGUGUGAAGAUGAAAACAAUUCAAUCUAAUUUGUUGGCUCGGUCGCCGUCGACACAUCGACAGUCUCCAUCCUUGAAGUAAUCACUUAAGCUUGACUGCUUCUGUGCCCAAAAAUAACAUUUUAAAAACAUCACAGCCGGGAGGAAAAACAGCAGAAGAUCAGUGGUAAAAUAAAUCUUACACGUUACGUCAAAUUAAAGAUGAUCCUCAGAGAGACCGCAUGUAAAAUAUGGCCAGAAUUUAAAUGUCACUCCAAAAUGAAAGAGGGCAGCAUUUCAUCAGAGUCACCAACAGCUGCUGCUGUCCGCUAACCGCUUCUUUGCUGUAGCUAGCUACCAUUAGCUAAUUAGCUCACUGCUCAGUUAGUGGUGGAGACAGUGGCCGUGGAGUUAGCCUGGACCAGGACUUUGGACUUGGGGGGAUCUGAAGUGGACGUUAGACUGGGACUGAACUCGGCCUCUGAGAGCAACGGAGGUCAGUGUGAAGACAGGGGACAAGCUACAGAGGUGAUUUACAGCAGUCUGACCAGGUGAGAAGACACGUCAGGCGGGGACAACAUCUCCACCUUGCUGUGAACUGAGGAUUUAUUUGGACUGAGCCAGCGGAGACUGUGGAGACAAACCAGAACUGUUCUGGUGUCUCUGACUCUGUUCAGUUUGAAUGAAGUGAGUUUGACGAUGAGUUAACAAGGAGAUUAAACUGGUCUGAGUUCAGUCAGAGACAGAAACUUAUUAGACUCAGUAUUGAACUGGCUGCUUUUACAUCUCCAGCUGAAACUUCAGGAUGUCACUGUUAUAGAGAGCCGUGAGGAGGCUAGCUGGUUAGCACGCUAACUUCAGUAGACACCUCUGCAACACAGAACAGAGACGUGUUCGACGUUGUUUCUUCACCUCAUUUUUAAAAUACGUAGAAAGACAUUAUAAUUCUGGCCAUAUCUUACAAAUCUUCCCUUUAAAAGGAUCAUACCAUGUAUUUUUCUGCAGAUUUUAGUCCAUAAACUUGAGAUAAAGAGUUUCUUUUAAAACUGAAGUAUUGACACACACGUCCCCUCCAGCCUGCCAUAGCUUAAAACAAGGAUUUUAAGAUUAUUAAAAACAUUGAAUUUGAUCUUCGUUCCUGUAAUCUAGAGAGGAGAAAUGACGAAUGAGUUGAUCUUCAUGUUUACUAGCGAACAGUCUGAUGCACGAGCUGUUUGUGCAGAGUGCAUGUGUGAUGUAGUCGCAGAUACUACCGUAAAAACAGAAGAAGACAAGAAACGUCCACAAAAAAAGAGAAAUAAAUGUUGCACUUGUUGAAGAUGUAAAAUGCUGCACUGAGAUCAGUUUUGGUUUGUAAAUGUUUCUCUGUGUUCAGGCUGUCAGACUGUGUCGCUCCUCUGUUGUCACAUGAUCUGUAUCAUACUGUACAUGGAAAUAUAAAUGAUGCUCAGAUGCAUGAAUUUAUUUUUAAACCAAAACCUGUUGGUGUAUGAUUGAUGAGAUUUUAUGGUGCGCUUUAGUUGUUUUAUUUUAUACCGAAGUGUGUGUGUGUGCGUGUGCGUGUGUGUUCAUGUACAAACUGAUUAAAUGAGACUUGUGCAAGAAAA